GUGGCAAAGACUCCAUAUUAUGAAAACGUAGAAAACGGAGGUCGUGAGGACUGCAUUAAAUUUCAUAAAAAAGAAGGUAUAAUAAGAACACAAUCGGUGAACAACGACCAUUGUUGUAUAGAAGAUUUGAUUUGAAAAUAGGAAAUCCUGUGUCGAUAACAAUCUUGAUCUUGUGUGAAUUUCGACGAGUGACGCAAAAAGAGCAAAUCGGCUGAGCAGACUGAAGUAAGUUCUAGAAUGCGGAGGCCUAUUCGUCUUCAGUCAGUAAGUUAUAAAUUUUGAUAGGUGCAGCUGUUGUCUUUGUCAGCUGUUGUCUUUGUCAGCUGUUGUCUUUGUGAAGUCGUCUUCUAUCAGGUUACUUCCGCGAUAACAUAGUAUACACACACGCACAUGGAGGUUAUUACAAUUACUUGAGGAAUUUUUAAGGGCAAGAACCUACUAAAAUGGUCUUUUUCGUGUAGUCGGGUGUUUAUUUUGCAUGUUGGCUCUAGAAGUUUCUUGGUCUACAUGGACAUAGUUCUUCUUCUUUCAUUCACGAGAUUACGAUCAACGCAUUCAUAGAACAAGAUAUAGUCCUUCGUCCCCAUACAUAAACUUUUGAAAACAGCGGUGGUGAGUCAUUUUUGGCUAGAGGGUGAUCCGCACGAAGUCUUGUGUCGGUCUUUCUCUUCUAUCUAGUAAAAAUAGUAUUCAGCAAAAUAACGACGAUCAUCAAGUUACUUUCGGUCGGUUUAGGCUGAUUUUGGAGAAGAUUCUCCUUUUCAUCUAGUUGAGACCUAUUGUAUUCUAAAGGAGCUGCAAGAAGUGGACUCACUCUCAUUACAACUUGAGAGAAACAAGUUCGUUUCUACUAGAAGAAGUAGUAGAAGUAGAGCUACUAGACAAGUUGCACGAAAGACGUCGUACUAGUGACUACAAGUCAGUGUCGUGUAGUUGUAGUCUUCCAGCACCCUUCAAAAUGCAGGAGUACAAGCUUUUUGUCGGCAACUUGCCUCCAGAUAUCUCGCAAGAGGACUUGCGGACUGUCUUCAACACUUACGGCAUGGUCACAGAUGUGCACAUUAUGACAGGUGUCUAUAGCUCUCUAUCUUUUACUGCAGAAUUUUUUUUUUGAACGCCCUCUUCUUUGUUCACCGUCUUCAUCGCAUAUAGUAUGAUACCACAUGAGUAGUUUUACAUAUGCAUUGAUUAUGGAUCUCCAUUCUCCCCCCUUCCCCGCUCCACAGGUCGUUCCCAGUCGGGUGCAGCCUGCGCAUUUGUGCAUUAUGGGGACCAGCUAAGCGCGGAUCAGGCAAUUGCAGCUCUUAACAAAGCUUACAAAAUCCGAAUUGACGCUACGGAUCCAAUUACUGUAUUGAUAAUUUAUUUAGGCAUUGAUUCGAAGUUGCACACGACAAGGGUAACUAACCAGGUAGUCCGCCGUUCUGAAAAAUCUCCAAAUACAUACUAGCCCAGCUUGCUUUCCCCGUCCCAUCACCACAAGUGCAGUCGUACUACUGCUAGUACUCCACUACUAAACAAACAACUAUUAAAAACAGGUUUCUCACGCAAACCAAAAACAGGUUUCUUACGCGAAGAUGGAUCGCGCGGGAAACAAUUAUACUGGUGUCGCCUUUAACCCGUUGUUGAACCCUGCCUUGACGUCUGGGCUUUAUCCACCAAUCAACCCUUAUGAUCCGACCAACGCUUACAACAUGUACGCGGCUCAGGUACUUCAAGAACAGUCACGCUGCAAGCCAAUCAAUCUUCAAAAAUGUACUUCCUUGUAAACAAAAAUUAGACGAGGUGGCCCUUGACAUCAAACUUCAACAGCAAGCAAUGGCUAUCACUCUCCACAAUCUUCACAGCAAGCAAUGGCUAUCACUCUCCACAAUCUUCACAGCAAGCAAUGGCUAUCACUCUCCACAAUCUUCACAGUAAGCAAUGGCUAUCACUCUCCACAAUCUUCACAGCAAGCAAUGGUCGGUGGCGCACCGGGAACCCCUGGAGCGGACUUUUUGA
This is a messenger RNA of Amoebophrya sp. A25, 2001 nucleotides long. The record is from the annotation of a GenBank genome assembly. Lineage: Eukaryota; Dinophyceae; Syndiniales; Amoebophryaceae.